Messenger RNA from Toxorhynchites rutilus septentrionalis, 3696 nucleotides. Its product is annotated as UNC93-like protein. Gene Ontology annotation, cellular component: plasma membrane; striated muscle dense body. The transcript is spliced from 9 exons. Gene Ontology annotation, biological process: regulation of potassium ion transport; regulation of muscle contraction. Gene Ontology annotation, molecular function: potassium channel regulator activity. The record is from RefSeq and is a predicted model, not a curated record. Lineage: Eukaryota; Metazoa; Arthropoda; Insecta; Diptera; Culicidae. Bases 710 to 2245 code for a protein of 511 amino acids.
UUAUUACCACCCAAUAAUACUAGUAUCGCAUUGCUUCCUGAACACAAACUGUGAAUCCAAACCGUUGUGAAUAUUGAUCGCAUGUCUCCCGGGCUGAGCGUUAAAUGUUAAAAUCGAUCGAAAAUUGUUUAACUAUGCAGAUCAUGUGUGCAAAAGUCCCCCCAAAAAUGCCAAUUUACCAAACUUUGAUUUGCUGUGACGGUUGUUUCUGGUUUUGCGCGUGAAUUGUGCUUGUAGUAUUGAAGCAUAGGCUAGUGACAAGAAAAGCUCCCCGGGGGCUCAUAAAUUUGAACGGACAUUGUGCUCCGAUCCAGCGCGUGAUCGAAGGUGGUAACGACUUGCUGCAGUGGGCCGUGUUGUCAAUGUACCUUGAAUUCGCAAAUAUCAAUUAUUGGAGUCCUUCUAUGUUGAAAUGUGUGGUGUUCGGUUGUUUUGUACCUAUUCAAUUGCAUUUAUUAUAAUUGAGGUCUCGCCGGAACGCGAUGGAGUGAGUUUUGAUUGAUGUUGAGCGAGAUAUCGGCUCGAAUUGAAUGCAUUGUUUGGAAAAUUCCGUUGGAUGCCAGCUGGAUUUGGUGCUAGAUUAAUAGUGAUCGAUAGAGAUUAAGUGCAAAAGACUCGCGAAUGGUUGUGAUUUCUACUGAAUUUAUUUAAGUUACUGACAAAAACUGGAUGUUCGAUUGAACAGAUGUAAUUCAACUAUCCAUCAACAAUGCACGGAGGAUACGAUCCAGACAAGAAUGAUACCGCGUCGCUGAGAGAGAAGGUCAAGCUAUCCAAAGGGGAAAAAUGGCGUAUCCUCAAGAACAUCACAACCGUUUCGUUCGCGUUCAUGGUGCAGUUCACGGCUUUCCAGGGAACAGCUAACCUCCAAUCGUCAAUCAACGCCAAGGAUGGCCUGGGUACCGUUUCGUUGAGUGCUAUAUACGCCGCUCUGGUGGUGUCCUGCAUUUUCCUGCCAACGCUAGUGAUUAGGAAGCUAACGGCAAAAUGGACACUUUGUGUGAGCAUGCUGUGCUACGCGCCAUAUAUCGCCGCCCAGUUUUAUCCCACGUUCUACACGUUGGUUCCGGCAGGUAUUCUAGCUGGUCUGGGUGCCGCCCCUAUGUGGGCCAGUAAGGCGACAUAUUUGACUCAACUUGGACAGGUGUAUGCCAAGAUUACCGAGCAGUCGGUAGAGGCCAUCAUUGUACGAUUCUUCGGGUUCUUCUUCCUGGCUUGGCAAACCGCCGAGCUGUGGGGAAAUCUGAUCUCUAGUUUAGUUCUUUCCAGUGGAGCACAUGGAGGCACCAGUGUACACGAUGACAACGAUACGUUCACCGAUUCAGCCUUGGAUAAAUGCGGUGCUAAUUUCUGCGUUGUUGAAACCACAGACAAUGCAAACCUUCAGCGACCUCCAGAUUCGGAAAUAUAUGAGAUCUCUGCAAUAUAUCUCUCGUGUAUUGUUUCGGCUGUCAUUGUUAUCGCUCUGUUUAUGGAUCCACUCUCCAGAUACGGCGAAAAGCGACGAGGAUCAAUCUCGGCGGUUGAAGUAUCUGGUAUCCAGCUGCUAGCGGCUACCUUCAAACAAUUGAAAAAAUUCAACCAGCAGAUGUUGAUUCUGAUCACAGUCUUCAUCGGUAUGGAGCAGGCCUUUAUUGGAGCCGAAUUCACGCAGGCGUACGUAUCGUGCGCACUCGGAAUUCACCAGAUCGGUUAUGUGAUGAUCUGUUUCGGUGUAGUUAACGCAAUCUGUUCGAUUAUUUUCGGUUCGAUCAUGAAAUACAUCGGUCGUAUUCCGAUUAUAUUGCUCGGUUUCAUGGUUCACGGUGGAGUCAUUAUCUAUUGUCUAUUCUGGAAACCUCAUCCAGAUCAUCCGUUAGUUUUCUACGGCAUUUCUGGGCUCUGGGGUGUUGGGGAUGCUGUUUGGCAAACACAAAUCAACGGUAUUUACGGAGCGCUGUUCCGGCGGAACAAGGAAGCCGCAUUCUCUAACUACCGCUUGUGGGAAUCAGCCGGUUUCGUUAUUGCCUACGCGUAUUCUACUACGUUGUGUGCGCGCAUGAAGUUGUACAUCCUUUUUGCGAUCUUGGCACUUGGAAUGGUAGGCUACGCCAUUGUGGAAAUUCGACAGGCCUCUAAGGAACGCCGACUCAAGAAACUGGACGAUACGCCCAAGCAGCAGCACACUCCAGCGGACCGCAAGGAAAUCGAGGAGGACGACGAGAAGGACGAGCUGGAGGAGGAUAUUGUCGUUACCCACCUGUAACAUGGUACUGCGCCCGAAUACCACAGUUCGUGUGGUGGUUGAAUGCUUCCGUUGAAGCAUUGUAAAAUGAUUCCUAUUUAGAGUUUACUUAAUAAUUAUUUAAUAUCUAAAAUGAUGAGAUGCAUCGAACAAUAUUAGCAAAUUUGCUUGAAUAGUAGUGUGGUAGUAGAGAGAGAGAGAGUGAGAGCCAUCUUUCAUUUGCAAUAGAAGUGUAAUCAGAUCGCGCGCAUAAGAAUUUACUUAUUCUCAGAAACGAACCGUUGAUCAACAUCAAUCUUCGACAAAUUGUUUUAAUUUUCAUCUCAAUCAGCAUCGUACAAUGCACUGUCACCAUUGAAAAAAAAACCUUAGAACCUCUGCAGUUGUACAUUGGUAAUUUAUCAAAUGGCACAAUCAUUCAGAUAAAACAGGAAUUACCAUGUUUCAGAAACCAUAAAAGAUCUCAUCCCUCGUAAACGCACAUUUUAGACGUUACUACACACUGUGGCACUGAAUCCAAGAAAAUGUGAGUCCAGAAUGCCAGCGAUGUUAUUAAUAGGAAUAAUGUAAAUAUAGUGAUACUCUUUGCAACCACAAAGUGUCGUUAUUCCUUUUGAAUAAUUUCUGGUACGCUUCGAUGGGCUCUUCACAUUUUUCCCAGAAGAAAUUCUCAUCGACACCCAAACGUUAAAUAUGAUUAAGAGCAAUAAAAAAAACGAGAUAUAUUAAUUUUUCAAUGGGUGUUGAACAGGUUUUUUGUUUGGCUUAAACACAAUUUGGAACCUUUCAACAUCUUUCGAGAAAAUUUAUCAUUAUUUCACCGUUUUAUCAACAUACUUCAUCAGAAAUGUUUUCCAUAAGAAGAUGUUUAGAUUGUUGUUUUCUACCAAAGUACAAACGAUGUUCAUACUUUAUCAGUUUGCAUUCACGUUCCAAAACAUAAAGCAUUUGAUUUAUCCCCAACAUCAUUAACGAUAGCGAUCCAGAAAAUUAGAAAUAGUACUGCCAGUUCGAGAAGAAGGUGUGCUGAUCAUUACCACGACGAUCGCAUAUUAGUUCAGACGAAGACAUAUGGCUCAUCAUGGGACCCAGAAAAGGAAACAUUUGAUUAAGAUUAAUGUUCUUACUGGUUUCCUUUGGAAUCUUGGAAAGAAAUCAAAUUAUUACAUAAAUAAAUUAUAAGCACCUAGGCAGCAAAUUGUAGAAGAAGUAGGGUAAAUUAAUACGUAGUGAAGAAAAAUAAAUAUUGUGAUGCUUAAAAUUAUUGAGGGAGUCCAUGUUCAAUAGAAAAAGGAGGAACUCCAAGGAGGUGGUUGUUUACUUUCCUCACAAAGCUGCAGUCAAUAUAACCGCCACCUAAGGGGUUACAGAACCAAUCUUAAUUAAACGAUCCAAUCUUGACCGUAAGAGUUCUAUUGCAGAGAUACGAUUCAAGCCAUUGAACUUUUUCCAGACGAGAGCGGCUAGAUAUG